Hibiscus syriacus is the source of this 598-nucleotide messenger RNA. Its product is annotated as 60S ribosomal protein L14-2-like. Bases 45 to 449 code for a protein of 134 amino acids. NCBI's taxonomy places the organism in Eukaryota, Viridiplantae, Streptophyta, Magnoliopsida, Malvales, Malvaceae. Gene Ontology annotation, cellular component: ribosome; cytosolic large ribosomal subunit. Gene Ontology annotation, biological process: translation; ribosomal large subunit biogenesis. Gene Ontology annotation, molecular function: structural constituent of ribosome; RNA binding. The transcript is spliced from 5 exons. The record is from RefSeq and is a predicted model, not a curated record.
AAACCAUAACUUCAACAAGACCUUCUAUCCCAAGCUCUCAAAAAAUGCCGUUCAAGAGGUACGUGGAGAUCGGGAGAGUGGCUCUGGUUAACUACGGAAAGGACUAUGGGAAGCUCGUUGUCAUUGUCGAUGUCGUUGAUCAAAACAGGGCUCUUGUUGAUGCACCCGAUAUGGUGAGAAGCCAAAUGAACUUUAAGAGACUAACUCUCGCCGAUAUCAAGAUUGAUAUUAAUAGGGUUCCUAAGAAGAAGACCUUGAUUGAUGCUAUGGAGAAAGCUGAUGUGAAGAACAAGUGGGAGAACAGUUCAUGGGGCAGGAAGCUGAUCGUGCAGAAAAGACGGACAUCUCUUAAUGAUUUUGAUAGGUUCAAGCUCAUGUUGGCAAAGAUUAAGAAAGCCGGAAUGGUUAGGCAGGAGCUGGCUAAGCUUAAAAAGGAGACAGCGGCUUAAAGCUUUCUUCCAUUUAGCCCUCCAUUGUUAUACAUUUCAGUUCUUUAUUCAGUUUGAGAUCUUCCAAACCUAGCAAGACUUGAAUUUUUUUGGCAUAGUUGUUAUUCAAUACUUUUGCUAUCAAACACAAAUAGCUGAAAUUGUUUGUU